Ctenocephalides felis (cat flea) is the source of this 5019-nucleotide messenger RNA. Its product is annotated as protein Gawky-like. NCBI's taxonomy places the organism in Eukaryota, Metazoa, Arthropoda, Insecta, Siphonaptera, Pulicidae. Gene Ontology annotation, molecular function: protein binding; RNA binding. Gene Ontology annotation, cellular component: P-body; nucleoplasm. The record is from RefSeq and is a predicted model, not a curated record. Gene Ontology annotation, biological process: miRNA-mediated gene silencing by inhibition of translation; positive regulation of nuclear-transcribed mRNA poly(A) tail shortening. Bases 91 to 4551 code for a protein of 1486 amino acids. The transcript is spliced from 20 exons.
GCUGGUUCCACAUUUCUUGUUCACUCAAAGAAAGAGGCAUAUUCUGUGAUAAACAGCCCUUGUAGCUUUCAGUCCUUCAAGGACUUAUAUAUGGUGGAUACACAAUUCUUUCCCGGAAACUUCUGUUCUUCCAUUUGCAAUAUGCUGAAAAAAUCUUACCCAUGCAAUGAUAUGUGUAUAUUACUCAUCCACCUUAAAGGAAGCAAUUCACUUAUAUCUAAGAUAACUUCUAAGGAAUACAAUAUGCAAUCUGUGAACAUUAGAAUAGCGUUAACAAAUAAUCUACAUAAGGGUAUCUUUAAUAAUAAUAUGGUGAUUGAUAUUUGUUUGUCAUCUAUUCAUGAUGACUUAAUUGAUUGCAAAAUACGUGAUAUCAUUACGUACAAUAUGAAUUAUCAGUUCUUUAGUUCUGCCGUUACCGAAUCAAUAAUCUUAGCACAUCGAAAUAUUGUGAUCACAACUAAUCAUUAUAAUGAAACAAAGUAUAAUAAAAUUGGUGCUCUUUUGGAAGUUCAGAAACAAUAUCAAAGUCAGUGUAUUACAUAUAAUAAAAAUAAAUUAAAUUUAGAAGAUAAGUGUGUUAAACAGUCCAACAUUCCUGAAAAUAUUGCCAUUCUGAAAAUGAGAAACAAAAAUACUUCAAGCUUUACUGGAUCAUCAGAUACUUAUGAUGAUCAACCUGACAAUUACAAGUCUGAUUAUGCUACUAACAGCGCUUUAUUUAAUAUUUUAUCUUACCAAGAGUCUGAAAGUCUAUCAGGGAUUGCAUUCAGAAUGAAUGGUAUAUCUGUAAAUCAAGAAUCUUCAAAAAAAUUGGCUUCUGGAAAUGGUCAGAGUGAUUUUAUUUCAAUGACAAAUGAUUUUAAGGAUCUGACUGGAAAUAAAAAAUCAUCAUACCAUGAACGCUGGGGAAUAUCGCCUCGUCUACGCUUGUGUGGUGGUGGUGAAAGUUCUUUAAAUAGUGGUACUACUGGAUGGGGAAGCCCACCUGGUUCUAAUACUGGAAACGCUAAUUCUGGAAAUUGGGGUACAAGUGGUGGUCCUGGGGCUUCACAAUCACAAUGGAAUGCUAACAGUGCAACUGGCACUCAACGUCCACCAACAUCACAACCUGAUGGAUCUUCAAAUAAAGCAAAUGCAACUGCUUCGAACACUCAAAAUGUUGUUCAAACUCAGGGUAACAAUACUCAAAAUAAUAAUGGUCCAAAUUGGAGUACAAAUACUGGCCCUACGGGAGCUAACACCAAUCAAUCAAAACCUGUUAGUUCUACGGGAAACUCAGCUUCAGGGCCUAAUAAUGGAAAUAUUAAUACUUCCAAUGCGCCUAUAAACACUACUAGUAAUGCAGGAACACCUGCCUCUGGAGCUUUAUCAAGUACAACCACUAAUCCCUGCAGUAACUCUGCAAAAAAUCAGCUUGAACAGUUAAACACAAUGAGGGAAUCUUUAUUCAGUCAAGAUGGCUGGGGCGGGCAACAUGUUAAUCAAGAUACAAAUUGGGAUGUACCUGGCUCUCCAGAACCUUCUGGACCAAAACCGGACCCUAGUGGUGGACCACCAGUUUGGAAACCCAGUAUAAAUAAUGGUACUGAUCUUUGGGAAGCAAAUUUACGUAAUGGUGGCCAACCGCCACCACAGCCUGCUCAAAAAACACCUUGGGGUCACACUCCAACUACUCACCUUGGUGGAACAUGGGGAGAAGAUGAUGCCCCAUCUGAUUCAAAUGUUUGGACUGGAGGCCCCACACCUCCACCUGCUCAAUGGGGAACAAAUAAUGUUCCAAGUAGUGGUAUGUGGGGAGGUAAUAAAAAAGAGAAUGAAUGGGGUAAUAGUGCUAGCAGUGCUAACAGUAGUGGUGCCUCAUGGGCUUCAGAUUCCAGAAUGGAUCCUCGAGGAAUGACAGAUCCUCGUGAAGUCAGAGACAUGAGAAAUAUGAUGUUGGACCCACGUGUCAUGGGAGGUAGUGAUUUGCGUAAUAAUGGUGAUAUGAGAGGAGAUACUAGAGGAAUUUCAGGACGUCUCAAUGGAUCAACUGAAAUGUGGGCUCAUCAAAUGGGUCCUAAUAAAAUGGUUCCACCAGGCCAGUGGAGUGUUGGUCCAAACGCAAAAGAUAUGAUGUCUACAAAGUCAUCGGGAUGGGAAGAACCCUCACCACCCGUGCAAAGGCGCAACUUACCUAACUUUGAUGAUGGUACCUCUCUCUGGGGAGGUCAAAGUGCUGGUACUGGAGCUGCAGGUGGCAGUGGGAGAUUACCAAGUGCUGGAAGUGGUGUGGGGUUGGCACACUGGAAAGAACCAGGUGGUGUAAACAUGACUGGGAGAGGUGGAGGGCUAGGUAGUGGACCAGGUGGACCAGCACCAAAUCGAUUGCCUAACAAACCUGAUCCCAUGUGGAUGUCUGGGCCUAGAAAUGGUUCUUGGGAUGAAAAUCCACACAAUUGGGAUGAUAAGGGAGGUAUGUCUUGGACAGGUAGUGAUAAUAGUAUGAACCCUGGAGGAUGGGGAGGAGGUCCCAAAGUACCCAAACCUAGUGGAUGGGCUGAUAAUGAUAUGCCUUCAGAUUGGAAACCCAAUCCACCCUCUAAACAACUCUCUAAGGAAAUGGUUUGGAAUAGUAAACAAUUCCGAAUACUUUGUGAGAUGGGAUAUAAGAAAGAAGAUGUUGAACAUGCACUACGUAAUCGUGAUAUGAAUUGUGAAGAAGCUUUAGAGUUACUUAGCCAAUUCAGAGGUAAUAUGGGCAACGUAGACAAUUGGGGACGUCAUCGUGACGAUGUAUCUUUCGAUCAUCCUCCCAACAGGUUUCCUCAAUCUAACAUGCCUCUUGGAAAUCCGAGUGGAAAUGGGCCAAAUCUUCUCAAUAAUAUGGGAGGUGCAUCUUCAAAUACUAACCCUGGUCUGGGUAUAAAUUCUAAUAUGUCAGCAAUUGCUCCUGCUUUAGUACAGAAAAUUGUGAAUCAAACGCCAUUCUCACAAAGUGGAAGUCAGACAUCACCAUCUACUCUUCAGUUGCGCAUGUUAGUUCAGCAAAUUCAGAUGGCCGUACAAGCUGGUUAUCUCAACCAGCAGAUACUUAACCAGCCUCUGGCACCACAAACAUUAUUAUUAUUGAACCAGCUACUUCAGCAAAUUAAAUCAUUGCACCAAACUUUAGGUCGUGGAAAUAAUACUAAUAGCCUUCAUGUAUCUGUUCAAAUAACAAAAACUAAGCAACAAAUUCAGAAUUUACAAAAUCAGAUAGCAGCACAACAAGCAAUGUAUAUUAAGCAGCAAGCUGGUGGGCAUAUUCCGGGAUCUACUGGACCACCCGAAUAUUUCAAAGGACAUGAAACCAUUUCAAGCAUGCAAGGGAGUUUUUCUGAAAUGUCUCUAAACAAAGAUGUACCAGUUGGUUCAAGUCAACAAUCUAGAUUGAAUCAGUGGAAACUUCCAUCUUUAGAUAAGGAUGUGGACGGAAGUGAUUUUUCUCGUGCGCCUGGAACAUCUAAAGCUCAGAAUCCUAGUCCAAAUAUGAAUCCUCUUGGACUACAAAAUGAUGGGACAUGGUCAGCUGGUAGAAAUAUUGGUGAUGGCUGGCCAACUGAUUCAAGUGGAGACUUAACUGAUGGCAAAGAAUGGCCUGUAAAUUCACAAUCAGCAGCUGCAUUUACUGAUCUUGUGCCUGAAUUCGAACCUGGAAAACCUUGGAAGGGAAAUCAACUAAAAAGCAUUGAAGACGAUCCUAGUAUUACUCCAGGUUCUGUUGUUCGAUCACCACUUUCUAUUGCUUCUAUAAAAGAUUCAGAAAUUUUCACAUCGAAUAAAACAUCACCCACCACAGUACCUGAGCUUCAACCCCUCAGUCUUAGUAAUUCUACUUGGAGUUUUAAUCCAUCAACUACACAAAGUUUUUCUAGUUCAUUAAGCAAAAUAGGCGGCUCUAAAAGUUCUUGGUCUGCUGGCGAAACUGGACAAAAUGCUCCCAGUGCAACAACUGCAGAAUUAUGGGGUGCUCCGGUGAGCAAAUCUCGUGGCCCACCUCCUGGACUAGCUAACAAAAGCUGGAAUAGAACUGGCUGGGCAUCAACAUGGUUAUUGCUCAGAAAUUUAACUGCACAAAUUGAUGGAUCUACUUUGAAAACACUAUGUAUGCAGCAUGGCCCAUUACAUAGCUUUCACUUGUACCUGAAUCAUGGCAUUGCUCUUGCCAAAUAUUCUUCAAGAGAAGAAGCCAACAAAGCUCAAACAGCAUUAAACAAUUGUGUGUUAGGAAAUACUACUAUUUUUGCUGAGAAUCCAUCUGAUAGUGAAGUAAAUAACUAUCUACAAUCCUUGGCUCAUGGAGCUCCUCAACCACCUAACCAGGUAUCCCAAGGCUCUUGGAGGCCUCCACAGCCGCCCUCUAAACAAGGCGGUGACACUUGGGGUGGUUCUGUUUGGCCACCGAGUGGAGGUGGAGGAGGAGGCUCUCUCUGGGCCAAUUCAUUAGAUGGCUCUGCUGAACAACGAGGCACACCAUCAAGUCUCAAUUCAUUUUUACCCGGUGAUCUUUUGGGAAAUGAACCCAUGUAAAUCGAAAAAGUGUUUCAUUUGUAGAUGUGUAUGAAAAAUUGUACAAAAUGUUUUUAUAUGGUACAACUUAUGUGCUAAAUAAGCACGAGUACUAGUCCAUUUACUUAAAUACAUGAGUAUUUGAUUAGUAGUGAUUAAUCAAAAAUUCCAUGUGUAUGUUAUAUCAGAUACACAAGCCCAUUUACCAUUAUUAACACACAUGAUUUAUUAAUCAUUGUUUGUUCAUUUUGUUUUUUACAUUGGUGUGCUACAAGAGCCAAUGUCAAUUGGUAUGCUAGUCAUUAUUCUCAAACUGAAAGUAGUUGGAAAAGAGCUUUGAGAUUAUUAAAGAUGUCCUUAUCGAUCGGAUUAUCUUUCUUUAUUUUACUCAUGUUUAUCUUAUUUAUUAUGCAAUCAUUGCUUUCUAAAGCAUGUAUAAUUAAAUUGAUUUUAAGUUAAGUGAUAAAAAAUAUAGUUGUGACUAUGUAA